GCGAGUGCAUGUCGCCGGCUCCUCUGUCCCCGCACGCUUUUCCCGAUCGUCCGAAACCUUGCCAUGUGCUCGGAGCCACCCGCGUGUUGUGUUUCUUUUUGACUCUUUGUGUUUUCAUCCCCUGUCAUGAGGCCCCCGUGCGUAUCUACAUGUUGCCGACUGCUCGGUUGACUCCGGUUUGGAAAAUUGUGUUGGUUUUAUUUUGACUCUCUUUCAAAAUGGACUAUCAGAACGCUAUGGAGAUUUUUUCCGAGGCUUGGAUGGCGGCUAAUGCCAAAGGAACCGCGAAUUUCGCCGAGAACGGACUCCAGUGUCAAACACAAGCUCUAGCUCUGACAACAGGUUCCAAAUCACCUCCACCGUCCCCAGCUCCAUCACACAGUCCUGUUUCAGCAAGUCCACUACCCAUGCCCAACGUAGCCAAAUCCGAUUCUUUUGACGACAACUCGAAAAAUAGUCCAGGAAAAUCCUUACCAGUUCAUUGUGUGGUUGAAAUAAUCAGCUCUCUUCAGUCAUGGAAAACAGAAGGACAAGUGGAGACCGAUAGUUAUGUCAUCAUCCCCGCCAAUACGGUUUUCUGUGAUUUAGUCCAAGUGGCACUGCAUAGGUUAGGUUACUCUAGGGAAAACGCAGCUGCAGCAAAAGGUUCUGUCGUGAUAAAAAAUUGGAAACCGUUGAGUUUUGAUAAAAUAUCGGACAACCCACAAGUUACUGUUGGCGAUAUUUUGGGCGAACUUACAACUGUAGCAACACUUAAAAUACAGAUUUUCCGAUCUCGACCUGAUGUCAUCACCGAAAUGAAAGAUAAGCUUUUACGAUUGCUGUUAAUGCAAUCGCACAAUCAUCUCAUACUGUCUGGUUGUCCCCUUGAUGAGCUAACUUUGUCACAGCUGGUACGAAGUCAGUGCAGCUCUUUGGCUUUGGGCGAGCCCUCCGAAGAAAUCCGGCGCAAAUUUGAUGCAUGGUGGUAUAUGCAAAUACCCAAACCUCCAAAGAUGCCAGUUUUUCAUCAGUCACCACCGACCUUUGAGAAACCCGUCGAUAAAACUCCAGAUGAUCGAGUUCAUCCCGUUCUCCAGACGGUUGAAAGUCAAUACCGGACGCAGAAAACUAGAAUGCGGACAAGUUUCGAUCCAGAAUUAGAACUACCAAAGCUUCAGAGAUGGUUCAUUGAAAAUCAGCAUCCAAGUAGACAACAGAUUCAACAAUAUGUGAUGGAACUCAAUAGCUUGGACUCAAGACGAGGUCGCAAACCUUUGGACAUCAACAACGUCGUGUACUGGUUCAAGAAUGCGCGAGCAGCUCAAAAAAGGGCAGAGGUCCGGAAUCUAUCCUCAGGUCUGCAUUGUCACUUCCCAAUAAACGGGUACCAUAGCAACAGUCAGAGCCCGAGCGACACGGGGAUGAUGAGCAAGGCGGCGACGAGUCCAGAUAGUCGGGAUGACGACGAGGAGAGCCGCCUGUCGUCGCAGUCGGCGCCCCUCUCGCUCACCGUCAAGCAGGAGCGCCAGGAGCGGCAGGAGAGGCAGGACAGGAGCCAGAGCCAGCGCAUCCACGCCUCCUCCCCCCACGAAUCCGCGCGAUCCCGCUCGCGAUCCCGCUCCCGCUCUCCGCUGAAAGCAGGAGACAUAUCGAAAACUUCACCUUUAACGAACUUGCGGGGCGUAUAUUUUCCUCUUGUGUAAGCACUAUUUUCGGCAGCUAGUGUCGCAGGCCUCAAUCUGGAAAGGAUAUUUUCUCGACCUGUAGAGAUAACAGACAGCAUGUAUCAUUUCAUGUUUUUCCGUAGCUUAUAAAGUGGCUUUAACGCUAUUUUCUUUCUUUCAUCGUCCCUCCAUUUUUUUCUUUUCUUUUUUUUGUAAAUGGUGUAUUGUCUCGUCUGCCUAUUGACUAAUGUCAAAUAUAACUAUGAACACAUUGAAGUCUAAAAGUUGUAUAGUUCAAGAAUGUCUCAGUCAUGCUGAGUGGAAUAGGAGCAAGUUAGUUCUUAUGCUGGCUUUAGUGAAUAAAUAUGGCUUAAAAGCCAUAAUAGCAAAUGAAUUUUCAGAAAACUGAUGGAAACAUCAGAAAAAUUACUUAUUUUUUCUUAAUUAGACUUACAAUUCAUCAUCGGGGGAUGUAUCAUACGUCACCGAGGUGUAAAUGUCAGAAUUUAUCUCCUGAGAUUUUUUCUGUCCACCUUUUUUACCCUACUUCUUCGUUCUUAAUUCUUAAUUAAUACUACUGUGAACCUGCAUAAGACAUUCUUACAACUCACAAUAAAAAAUAAACUAUUAUAAGUGUCAUUCACGUCAAAUACGUAUCUAACAUUCCCAAUCAUUAUUACCUAUUGUCAGUUUAUGAUCCAGAAUUCCAAAAAUUAUCAAGAGACGAAAAUUGUACACUGAGUUAGAGAAAAUAAUGUAAUUAAAUAUAAAAUUAUCCAGAAAUUUGUAUCUCAACAAUUUGACCCUUCAUAAUCAUACACAGCCGACCUCGAUUCGAAAUAGGCAACAAAAUAAGACUGAUUAAGAUAGAUACUAGAACUGAUGAAGCGAUCACGUAGCUGACGAGAAAAAUAAUAUCCAGCUACUCAAACGUUCCUAUGAAAGCAGCCGUAUUAUUAUACAUUCCUUUACAUUCUUAAUGUGCUUUACUUACUUUCCCCUGGUCGUCAAACUGAAAUAGGUAGCUUUAAUGUAAAAUUUGAUUCCAUAAAGUAAAUCCUAACUAGGUAUAACAUUUCUAAUUGUUCAGCAGGCAUUCAAUUAUUGUAAAGGCAAAAUUUGUCUAGCGUUAGUCACUGACUUUCUACAACUGAAUAAAUGUUCUUCGUUCACAAGAAAAAAUUAUGGCGGACUCAUUUCUUCGUUUUUUCCUUAAUAGUCUCUUUUUUGGUCUCCAAUGUCACAAAGUCAGACAGUUGUGCAUUUGGUCAGGAAGACAAAAAAAUUAUAGUCACUUCAAUUAGUCACUUAUUUAAUGUAAUUAUACAUGUUAUAACUUUCUUAGAAUUAAUGUUGUGAUGAGAUUCCCAACAGUAUAUGUACAGUAUCGUAAAACUACAAAUAAAACAAUUGAAAAAAAAUAUUUAAAAACGUUAAAAUGCUGUAAAUACAUUUACGUCUAUAUUUAUCGUAUUUUUGUCUUAAAAGCACCAAAUAUAGCUGGAUUUAAGUAUGGAAUAUUCGCUGUUGUCUUGGCUAGCUGUGUCUAUACUUGGGCACGUAGGAUAUGCUUACUUACAGUGGCGUGGCGUGAAGGAUCGAUUAUCGACAUUUAUCCAUUCGAAGCUGUAGUAAAGAAUCACAUGUCGUUGCGAACACCUUGAUAAUCGAUCCUUUUCCAUAGAUUUAAAUGGCAGAUCAAUCGAUAUAUGGCAAAGCACGCCACGACACUGCUUACUUACCUUUAAGUUUUUUAUUUAUUGAUCUAUUUAUUGUUCGAUAUCUUAUUUAUUUUUUGUAUAUUCUGCAUGGCUUUUGAUGACGAACAGGAACAGGUAUUGGUGUAGGUGCUAGCCGAGUGUUCAGCUAAUUUUCAUCCAGGAUCUCAUCUCUGUUAUUUCGUGUUAACUGUAUGUUGUUCUAUGUUCCUGUAAUAAAAAAUAUUUUUAUUACUUCAUUUUGUAUCAUAAUGUUAUUUUGUUGUUCCAUUUCUUUGUUAGAAUAAAUAAACGAAGCUGUGUUAAAAUCUUGAAUGCAAA
Bemisia tabaci is the source of this 3685-nucleotide messenger RNA. RefSeq names its product SATB1_N and homeodomain domain-containing protein dve (gene dve). Gene Ontology annotation, molecular function: RNA polymerase II cis-regulatory region sequence-specific DNA binding; DNA-binding transcription factor activity, RNA polymerase II-specific. Gene Ontology annotation, biological process: chromatin remodeling; regulation of transcription by RNA polymerase II. The record is from RefSeq and is a predicted model, not a curated record. Lineage: Eukaryota; Metazoa; Arthropoda; Insecta; Hemiptera; Aleyrodidae.